This is a messenger RNA of Colletes gigas, 6779 nucleotides long. RefSeq lists its product as uncharacterized. The coding region runs from base 244 to 3774 and encodes 1176 amino acids. The record is from RefSeq and is a predicted model, not a curated record. The transcript is spliced from 2 exons. Lineage: Eukaryota; Metazoa; Arthropoda; Insecta; Hymenoptera; Colletidae.
CCGUGGUCAGUCACGCGUUUUCGCAUCACGAACUUCUGUUUAAAACCCAACCGCGAACCGUGGCCUACCGCAAUAUGCACAAAUGUAAAUAUCGUAAACCGUCGCUGCAAAUAUAAAUUAAUUUCCAAUUGCUCGAAAUCGAGUGUUCAACCAUCGUACGCUCAGUGAUCGCUGUGAAGGAUUCGAAACGUUCGAUCAGAGUGACUCCGUAUCCACCGUUUCUAAGAUUCUCAGAUAUUUACCAUGCAAACCAACGUUCGACCGAUGGUUGUUUCAGGCGCAGAGUCCGCAAACAGACCGCCGGUCCCGCCGAGGCGCAAAAAACGCAAAGCCAAGUUUCCACCAACCGUGAAAUCUCCGCAAGGAACGUCACCGACCAGUCGUAACAAGCCGGACAGAAAACGUUUGCCACCCCCGCCGCCGCCCCCACGGGCCGCCCGAAGAGUCAAAUGCCACGCUGCUAAAGAUCAUCGAGAAGAAACGAUUUCUACCAACGAGGAAACAGAGGACUCCCUAAACAGUCUGAGUUUAAACGAAACGGAGGCUCCGCAGCCGUCGUCUCUGCAAUUCUCAACCGACAGAAACGACAACUACGACACUGUCGACGCUGCCGAUUCAUCGAACGAACGUUCCUUCCCUCUGUACGAGACUCUGACGAGGAAGGAGACGAACCAGUACCCGCCUCUGCUGUUCACCUUGCAAGACUUUCAGAACGUGAUGUCCAGCACGCUGCAACACGAGGAGGAGUCGAGGAUCAGAUCGUUUCGCGAGUCGUUCGAGCACUCGUUGGACGACGAAGAGAACGACCUGUGCUUCCGUGUCACGACGACGAACCUGCCGUUCGAGAAAUGCUUGGAUAGGUGGAACGCCAUGUUCGACAAGUUCGACGAUUCCAGCCGCUUCAUCUUCGACGACUACAUCGACAGAAGCAACAAGGUGAACGUUCGACGAUCCACCGGACCGAUGAGCGGCGAGAGCCUCGACGAGGAGCCAAUGGUUCCACGCUCCACCAAGGUGAGAUUCGUGAUCGAGUCGCCGAGUUCCUCGACUCCGGAUUACGAGCUGGACGAGGACGGCGAGGCCACGUGCGACAGUUUGCAGAAUAUCGAUUCGCUCGUGGACGAGGAAGCCGGACACGCUCGCGCUUCCGUCCAGUCGACGGAAGUCACGGCGGAGACGGACGAGGGAGAAACAGGCCACGAGCAAGGUUUCCGGAACGAUCAAUUCGGCGACGUGCCUUUCGGUUCUGUUUUGACGAAUCGAAAUUCCAUCGUCGAAUGGCCGUCGUUGAAGAGCGUGCUGUCUUCUAUAGUUCCGGUUAAUCGAGGAUCUAAUGGCGAUUCUUUUCGAGGUUCGACCUCGCUGGAGUCGCAGAACGAGUCGUUCGAGUCCGCGUUAGAGAUUGACAAAUUGGAAACCGUGAACGAGGCGGAGAAUUUAGGGGAACCGGAGGCAGAGUGCGUUUCUGUGUCGAACGAAGACGAUGGUUCGAUCGAGAAGGAAAAUUUGGCACGGAGCACUUCGGUAGAUUGUAUUGUACACGAGGCAACUCGAGUCGCGGAGAUUGAAAAUAAUAAUAUAGAAGAGAUAACCUUGCAGAGUACAGAGGAAGUUGUGAAUGAUGUCGAGCAGGAUUUGAAAGUGAACGUAGUAAACGAGCAAGAAACAGCGAUCGGUGGGUUUGAAGUAAAUGAAACAAAUGAGACGGAGGACUGUGUCGCAGAGGAAGAUUUAAUAUCGGAUAAAGUAAGUUACGAAGCAAAUGAAAAAGUGUCAUCGGUGGAGGAAAGUAACAAGAAACAGUCGACGGAGACCGAUUUGCCCAAAAAGUCGAGUCAGGAAUACAAACGAAAGCUCUUCGUGGCCGAGUCGUUUCGAAAUAUAAAUCAUGAUUCUUCGUCGAACGACCCUGAAGAAGAACGAGCUUCCGAAGAGAACGAUGGCGCUCCUGUUUCUUCAAUUAAAGACGAAGAUGUUUCCUUUUUGCGAAAUAAUUCCGUCAGCGUUCCAGUUAACAUUCGACGAAAUUCUUUCUUAGAAAAUAUGCUGUCGGAAGAUUCGAACGAAGUCUGGAACGUGUCGACGAGUUGCAAGAUCGUCGGUGCCUGUCCAAAAUUAUCGUUGACGCGCGAAGAUUCGGUCUCAGCGACGAAAGACGAGGGUAAACUCGCGAACAGGUUGAACGUAUCGAUAAAAAUGGACACGGAGAUCCAGAAGAUCUUGCAAGAGUCCGACGAAAUAUCGAAGAAAGUAGACAACGCGAUUCCGAAGCUGAGAAAGUCACCUGUGAUCGUCAAACCUACGAAAAACGCUGGCGAGGCGAAGUGCAACGUGUUGAACGAGCUGCUCUCCAAUUUUGGCAAGAUUAAAUUGAAACCAGUAAACGGUGGAAGGCAAACCGAUAUCGAGAAUCUUGCACUUGCGAUCGACGAAGAGAAAAUCGAAACGAUGACGGACAGUUGCGUGGAAACUUCGAGCAACAACGGCGAUAAGUCUCCAACGGACGAUAGGAACAUGUAUCCGAAAGAAGUGUCAAGCAAUCGCGAGGAGCUGACGUUCGACAAGAGCUCCGAAGAAUUUCUGAAAGAGAAAGACUAUCUGAAGAAUUACGAAAUCAAGAGCAACGGUAACGGAGAGGUCGUAAAGGUGGACGUACACAGAUCCUUGAACGAGGAUUACCCGAAGUCGUCGAGGAGCGUGCUCGAGCUUCGAGUCGAGCCGGACAAAAGCGAAAAGGGUGACGCGUCUCUCGAGGAAAGCCACGUAGCGGUCGAAAGCUCCGCAGAACCUCUGCAGAUCGUGGUCUGCAGCGAAAAGACUGACGCAAAAGUUUGCGAGGACGAGCUGGACGAUCGUGGCGAGAAGUACGAGCCGCCUAAUCGUGGCCGGCAGUUAGAUUUAAGGAGGAGUAGCGGCGAGAAAAGUGCCAUAGCUAGAAGAAUUCCUCGACCCCAUUGUAAUAAUAAUGACAAUAACAGGGCCGUAACACCCGUAGCUGUAAGUGACGACCAAUCCCACGACGCUGUUACGAUAACCCCUGGUAGAGUUAGGAGCUUCGUUAAGUACUACGAGAUUCGCGGCGAGGCGACGAACGACAAAGAUUCUAAAACUAACGAUAAAGUAGAUACGAAUAAGAUGACGGGACACCAGUCGGUGUUCAGCAUUCGAAGGGGCCUGGAGGCGAGGGCCAUCGAGGCUAGGUCCUUCGACGCGCGAAGGGAUAAUUUUCAAAUAUCGCUCGCGGAGAGGAGCACCGAAAGGUUGGUAGGUCCGAGGAAAGAGGCCAAGCGUUCUGGGAUUAUGGAGAAAGUUGGAAUCGAAGUUUCGAGUCGAUCCGACGAUAGCGGCGCGAAGAUACCCGAGGAAGAUAGCGAGGAAGAGAAGACGCUGCAGAAGUCUCACGGCGAUUCGAGCACGCGACCCGGUAAGGUUAAGAGGAAGAAGUCAGUGAAAUUUCAAGGCGGAUACACUGUGAUCGGCGCGAAAAGUCUCAAUGAGGAUGGUUCCGUAGGGAGCGCCACGAACCAGGAUCCAAAGUCGAUGGGAAAGAGAAAGGCUCCCGGCAGACCAGAAACGAAAGAAACCAUCUUGGACGAAAAAGUGGACUCCGAUGCUAUCGAGCCUGAGGGAUUGGACGCUGACUCGUGUUCUUUCCAAAAAAGAGAAAUUGCUGCUCAGAUACACGCUGCAGCCGAUCGCGAGGACUGUUCAGGUAUUAAUCGCUUCGUUACAAAACCAGAAACCCCACGCCUCGUAUUUUAUUGUACUGUAUAGUUAAACCGUAGCUUCUACAAGUUGUCGUCGCCGUUUCCCCGAAUCUCGACGAGAUUUUGCCGCGGCGCCUCGUAAGCGUCGCAGCAGUAUUACUCUUUCGAACGUUUGUUUCGAAUCUUAAUCGAAGAACAGCGUUUGCAGCGCUAAAUUCAUUUCUUUACAAUCGAUUUAAUUUACUAACAUCUUCAAAAAAGAAAAAAGAAAACGAAACUAUCGGUAUCAAAUUAUAAAAUUAGUCAAAACCAAUCUUAUCAACUGCCCUUAGAAAGAUAACAAGAUCGCGUACCAACACAUUUUACGGUACAAACAAUUCUCGAAACCAUGGUGAAAUCACAGAAACAGUAUUUUUAAAUAAACGUGAAAAAUCAGAGCAUUUCUUUAAUUGGAUUGGUCAACGAAACUAUCGGUAUUGAAUUAUAAAAUUAGUCAAAACCAAUCUUAUCAACUGCCUUUAGAGAGAUAACAAGAUCGCGUACCAACACAUUUUACGGUACAAACAAUUCUCGAAACCAUGGUGAAAUCACAGAAACAGUAUUUUUAAAUAAACGUGAAAAAUCAGAGCAUUUCUUUAAUUGGAUUGGUCAACGAAACUAUCGGCAUUGAAUUAUAAAAUUAGUCAAAAUCAAUCUUAUCAACUGCCUUUAGAAAGAUAACAAGAUCGCGUACCAACACAUUUUACGGUACAAACAAUUCUCGAAACCAUGGUGAAAUCACAGAAACAGUGUUUUUAAAUAAACGUGAAAAAUCAGAGCAUUUCUUUAAUUGGAUUGGUCAACGAAACUAUCGGCAUUGAAUUAUAAAAUUAGUCAAAAUCAAUCUUAUCAACUGCCUUUAGAAAGAUACCAAGAUCGCGUACCAACCACGAUGAAAUCACAGGAACGGUAUUUUUAAGUAAACGUGGAAAAUCGGAGCAUUCCCGGGUCCUUUAAUUGGAUUGGUCAGCAAACGAAGCGUGGUCGUUGGACGAUCAGCGCGAAAAGUAAUCGCGCGUUUCCGAACGGUUCGCCCUCUUACGCGGCGAAAGAGCACGCGAUACGUUUCAUUUUUUGGUAAACCGUUUACGAUACAAGUUUCUCGAGGGCUGUCGCCGGGCAGAUCGGCUACAAGGAGAUUUACCGAUACCCUGGUAGGAUUUAGAGUCGCCGUACGUACGGCGGGCAAACAGAUUUUUCGGUCAAGUGCAUUAGCUACGACCAGACCGACCGUCUUUGGUUCGGAUUUAUUCGAUUUAGCCCGGCAACCGGGGCCGUACGUUUCCACGGAGCUCCCUGGCGUAAUUUCUUGCGUCAUUUUGUCUGACUUGUUUUACGUAUUUUCGGAUAAUGGGGCUUCCCUGGAUUUACUGCACCCUCGACGAGAGCGAACGGAACGGAAAACAAAAAGGAGGCAAAAUUUGUGGCUUCGUACAGGAUCGGUAUCUCUUGGGGAACCAAUUGGGGUUCCAAUUGGCCGAGAAUUUUUGUACGAAAUUGGACAUAAAAUUGAAUUUUCUUUCUUUGCUUUACGUGGCCAGUUUUUGGGCAGCCGUUUGAACGCAUCGUUUUGAGUUAAAGUUGAAAAUGCGUUUGAACCGUUACGUGGAGCAUUUCAAAAGAGUAGAAAUAAUUUGAUUGGAUAAAAUUGCCUGGACUUUUACAACAAAAAAAGCUGAAAUUCGAAUAAUUAAAACCUGGGAGUUGUGAUUACGUAUUUGAUGGGACUUUGAGCGCUUUUAAAUUAAAAGAAGAUUAUAAAAAAUGAACGUUUCCAAAUUUUCUUUUUGAAAUGAGAAUAGCAAAAAGUAUGUGUAUCAAUGAAAUAGAAUACUAUUCGUCUCUUUUAUUAUUUAUAUUUUUUAAAGUGUACCUAAACUUGGAUGAAUGAAUUUUUUGAAAGUAUGAAUUCAAUUAGUGACUUCUUUAUAAUCUACAUUUAAACUUGGAUGACAUUUAUCGUAAGAAACAUAUUAAACAUAGAUAUUGUAUAUACUACAAACAUCUGAACAAGAACCUAAUUUUUCCACCGUUUUCAACCAUCAGUCAGAAUACUGCCACCAUAUUUCUAAUUUGUACCGAACUUCAAUUAAUUAAUUUCUAUGCUUCACGCGUUUCUACGGUAAAUAUCAUCGAAAUUAAUGUACAGAUUGUAAUGAAAGAGUUAAUCAAAUGUAAUUCAUAGCUUGUAGAUAGAAAUCAUACGUAUUGAUUAAACGUAACUCAUACUUUGUACAUAUAAUCCAUACUUAUUAAUCGAAUUGUAAUUGAUACUCUCAAAAAAUUCAUUAUUUAUAAUUUCAAAGUGACGAAAAAAACUGAAUAUUAACCAUAUACGUUAAGAUUCCAGGUUUCAUUUUGAAUACUACCCUACAAAAAUAACCAAUAUAUCAAAUUUUUAUUUUGAAAUAAUUCCUUCUCGAAGAUGUUAACACGUUGACUGUCACCCAUUCCAAGUAUUUAAAAGGAAAAUCGUAAACUCGAAGUGCCGGUCACCAGUGACCACCGCGACGGUCAACGUGUUAAUUCCAACGUGCUUGCUUCAGAUUCUGUGAAACGGUUUCACGCUUCGUUUAAAAAUUGUCGUUCGUUCGAACGCGAUACACGGCGAAUGCACAAUAACGUAUCAAUAAAUCUGGAAUAGCAUCGUAAAAAUGAAGCAAUCAGAAAAUAUCUUGCGCGCUGCAAAUCUGUUCUUUCGUUAAGCUGCCAUUAGCCUCGUUAGUUUCCGUUCGUCCGCUGAACGCAUUUGUUAGUCGUGUACGUUGAACAAAACGGCAAACAGCUUUUAGCUCUGUUAUUGUCGUAAACCUUCCUUGCGCGACUUUAUGUGUGAACGUUGUUUUUUGGCGUCAUAGAGUAUCGCAGGAUUCUCGUGUGCAUACCCUAUAUUGCCCUGUGCAUAUUGUGUAAUUAUAACGUAAACUGGAAGCAAUUUACGUGGCAGAGUAGCGAUGAAAUAAUAUACUUGUUGCGCUGUUGUGUUAUGUAUACGUGUUCAGCAGAUCAAUUUAAUACAUAUUAGUAGUCAGU